This is a messenger RNA of Anopheles maculipalpis, 1772 nucleotides long. RefSeq lists its product as uncharacterized. The transcript is spliced from 6 exons. NCBI's taxonomy places the organism in Eukaryota, Metazoa, Arthropoda, Insecta, Diptera, Culicidae. The record is from RefSeq and is a predicted model, not a curated record. Gene Ontology annotation, biological process: carbohydrate metabolic process; amino acid transport. Bases 20 to 1759 code for a protein of 579 amino acids.
GGAAAGAACCAGCCUACGGAUGCCGCGUGAAAACGGUACCGGCGCCAAGGAUGGCGAGGAAGAACGUAUGCUGAACGGUGGCGGACUGGACGCACCGACCGUUCGGGGCGACGGUGAACCGACCGAGAAGGACAAGCUAGCCCAGAAGGAAGUGGAGGUGAAGUUUAUCCCGUCGCAGAAUGGAGACGCCCGUAUUGACAUGGAGCUGGAGAGUCAGCAAGCACUCACCGGUAUGACCAAGGAGGAGCUGAUGAAGUACGCGAACGAUCCGUUCUGGGUACGGUUGCGCUGGCUGCUGUUCGUAUUGUUCUGGGCAUUGUGGGGUGCCAUGCUGCUCGGUUCGUUCUACAUUAUCUAUGACGCGCCAAAGUGUGCUGCCCCAGUGCCGUUAACCUGGUGGCAGGAAGGUCCGCUCGUUGAGCUAGACGGUGAACAGUACGCGGAGCAGGUGGCCGAGGUGGAACGGUACGGUGCAAAGGGUGUGAUCUAUCAUCUGCCGGCGGACGAAACGUACCUCAUCCAUACGGCUGCCGUGCAGGGCAAGGUGAAGCAACUGGUCAGCACGUUCGGCACCAAAAACAUCAAGGUGGUUGUGGACAUUACGCCCAACUUUGUCACCAAAACCGAUGCACUGUUCCAGGAAGCGCUCCAGCAGCCGGACAGUGCCGCCCACGCGGCAUUUGUUUGGCGUGAACCCGGUCUGAAGCCUCCGAACUGGCUGUCCAUUGCCGAGGAAGGCAGCGCAUGGAAGAACGCAUCCAACAACCAGUACGUACUGUCCCAGUUCGGGCCAGAUCGGUUCGAUCUGCAGUUCGGUGAACCGGUGGCCCGCGACAAGUUGAAGGCAACGCUACGCGCACUGCUCGAGCUGGGCGUACGCGGCGUCCGAUUAGCAAAUGCGAAACAUCUUCUGAUCAACCGCGACGGUGGUGACGAAUCGCCGAUGAAUCUGGAAGAAGCGGAUAAAUCACUUACGCACACAGACUAUGGCUUUUGGGCGCACAAGGAAACGACUUAUCGUGAGGGUUUGGGCGAACUGUUCCACGAGCUUACCGAGCUGGUGCACACCCAGACAGACGGCGAUGGAUUCCUGUCCGUGACGGAGGAUAUUCUACGGCCGGAAGUGUUCGCCACUAACGGUACGCUACCGAUUGAUGCUCCACUGUACGGCAAUAUUGAGUUCGAUCUGCGCGAGGAAAGUGGUCCGGAUGUGGCCAAAAAGCUGCGCCACGAUAUCGAAAAUGCGUACCGGACGAUCAACGGGUACAAGGCGCUCGGGGAGUCGGAAAAGCCUUGGCUACAGCUGCGAUACAAUCGUGCCUCGCUGGAGCACAUACCGGCGUCCGAGUACAGCGUGUUCCACUUCCUGCUGCCCGGUGUACCGGUCUUUCCGCUCGACGUACUAACCAAGGGUAACGUGUCGCAGGAGAGUGUCGAAACGUUGGAAAAGUUCCGUGCGACACCAUCGUUCCAGCACGGCCUGUUCAACGUGUACAACGAUGCAAACGUGUCGGCGAUCGCUUAUACGCGAUUAAAAUCAGGCAAUCCGGGAUACUUUGUCGUACUGAAUCUCGCCCAAACCGAACAGCGUACGCUCGACUUCAGCGGUAUCGAUGGGAUCGGCAGUGAGCUGACGGUCGUACUCACCAGCCAGAAUUAUGCCGUCCCGAACGUCGGUGUAAAGACUAAGGUACCGGUUGACGCAGUACCACUGUCACCGAGGUCGGCCCUGGUCGCCACCUACGUACCGACGAAGUAAUUCGCUACUGGAC